This is a messenger RNA of Hordeum vulgare subsp. vulgare (domesticated barley), 2014 nucleotides long. RefSeq names its product zinc finger protein ZAT9-like. NCBI's taxonomy places the organism in Eukaryota, Viridiplantae, Streptophyta, Magnoliopsida, Poales, Poaceae. The transcript has a single exon. Gene Ontology annotation, biological process: regulation of DNA-templated transcription. The coding region runs from base 703 to 1734 and encodes 343 amino acids. The record is from RefSeq and is a predicted model, not a curated record.
ACACGCACAACCAAUAAAUACAGUAAAUAAUUUCCUCAAGUUUUUUCUCCUUCAAGAUGCGUUGGACAGCCGAUCCUCCCCUCCUUAAUUCUCCGCUAAAAGCGAGGCCAAACGUACGGGAUCGUGACGGGCGUAACUCCCACCAGCAAUGCAUACGCUCCGAGUAUGGCGCAUGACCGAAUUGAAGAUCUUCCAAAAAGCCGACGAUCUUCUUGAUUGUCCAAUUUUCGUUUCGAUUUCGUGGCACUUACAGGUUUGUUCGAGCAGUUAAUCUCGCGAUUCUUCGGUUCAUGAAAGCCUUUUGCAACGUGAAAUGCCAUAAAAUUCUGCCUUCUUUUCUACUAACUACUAUUGCUCGGCCAUUUGCGUUGCUGCGUAUUUAAGUGUUGCGCCUACGCAACUUUCUCACCGCCUCCCCACUUGUUUCUUCCUCUCGCUGCUCUUCCUCCUUGGCGGAGGUGGAGGGAUGCUUGUCACCUACUACUCUGCCUUUUAAGCUCCCCACUCUUUCUUCCUCUCCCACCUCUCACACUCCUUCUUGGAUCUUCCCCGUAGCAUUGCUGGCUGUCCUUCGGCAGAUCAACCGGAAGCCAGCGUUGAGCAAGCAGCGGAGGAGAGCAAGACAGGAACACACAAGCAUUACUGCAUCUGAUCUCUGUUGUUCCAUUGCCUUGUGUGGCAAUUGGUCUUGCUUGUUGGGCGAUGGACAGGCACACAUGCAAGCUCUGCUUCCGGCGGUUCCAGAAUGGCCGUGCGCUGGGCGGCCACAUGCGCUCCCAUGUCAUGGCGGCUGCCGCUGCUGCCGCGGCUACUGCGUACUCGACGCCGCCGCCGCCACCGCGGCAGCAGUCGCCGCCACUGUCCUUGGCAUCCACCUCGUCGACGGACACGGAUGGUAAGCCAGCUCAACCGAAAUGGCUGUCCUGGGUCCUGCGUGCGGAUCCCGGAAGAAGCUGCAAGGUAGGCGCGCCUGAAUUCUCGGGCGGAUGCUUCGGCGGGGUUACCGCGGCGGCCGGCGAGUCGUCGGUCGUGCAGGACGGCGAGAGCGACACCGAGUCCCCGCGCGGUGGCGCGGGGUUCGCCGUGAGCCGACGGCGCUCGAAGCGAGCACGGCGGCGCGCGCCGCCGCCUGCGCCGGAUCCCGAGCCGGCAAGCACCGUCUCCGAUUCGACGCAGGAGGAGGACGUGGCCAUGUCGCUCGUGAUGCUGUCUCGGGACUCGUGGACGCGGUCCAGAUCCGACCCGGAGCCCCGCUGGGCCUCGGAGGCCAACGAUGUCGCCCACCUGCUUGACGAGGGCGAGGACGGCCGCGACGUGGCCGGCGAGGCUUACUACGCCGAGGCGGCGGCGGUGCACGUGCACCCACGCGCCAGGCACCAGUGCGGCGCAUGCAAGAAGGUGUUCCGGUCGUACCAGGCUCUCGGCGGCCACCGCGCCAGCGUCAAGAAAGGCAAGGGCGGCUGCGUGCCGCCGCCGGCUGGCAAGGCCUGCCGCGCCGACGCCCCGAUCGUCCACGAGUGCCCGUUCUGCUUCCGCGUGUUCGGCUCCGGGCAGGCCCUGGGCGGCCACAAGCGCGCGCACAUGCCGUUCGGCGGCCCGCUGGCCGCCUCGCCGUCGCCGGCGAAAUGCGGGGAUAGCUUCGGGUCCUUCGAUCUCAACGUGCCGGCCGCGUUCGACGACGACUUCGAGCUCUCCGCCGUGUACGACGCCGAGUUCGGCAGCACCCGACAGUGAGGUCAGCUGUUGUGACUCCUGACCAGCCGUCGUCCAGAUCGAUCUCCAGAUGUGCUGUGAAACGGCGGCCCAGCUUCUGCAUGUAUGGAUGGAUUCGAGGCUAGGGCUCUUCAUCCAUGCAAGAUCCAGGUGGAGAACAAUUCAGCAAAUAAUAUUUGAAAAAAAGCUCUCGUUUUUCGCUUAUUUUUUCAGUUACAAUACAUUACUGUGAUUGGCAGAACAGCCCGAUUCAUUUUUGUCCACUGUAUCUACACUAAAAAAAAUGUUGGUCACGGUGUCA